AAGAAGAAGGAGGAGGAGGAGGAGAAAAGGCGACGACCAACCGUUGCGCACCGCAGUUUACACAAAGCCGCGAACUGCCAAAAGCUGCCUGCGGGCUUGUGUACUUAAUAUAAAUCACGUAGCAGUUCGGCUUUUAAUUUGACGUUUUUUAAAAAAAGCAUCACGUUGUCUUUGGGGAGCUCGAGUAUCCCGCUAGCGACGUUAGCUGGAAUACUUGCUAGCUAGUGUUAGCAAAGUAACUAGCGAAAACAGCUGGCACGUUUAUCGCCAUUUUGCGCUUUUCAACCGCACAGGAGCAAGGUGUUGCAUCGCUUAGCAUGGCGGAGGCAGACCGACCGGGGAAGCUCUUCAUCGGUGGACUGAACACCGAGACCACCGAGAAGGCCCUCGAGCAGUAUUUCAGCAAAUACGGCAGGAUUGUCGAAGUUAUUUUGAUGAAAGAUCGUGAAACCAACAAAUCGAGAGGCUUCGCCUUUGUUACUUUUGAAAGUCCUGCCGAUGCAAAGGAUGCAGCGCGAGAGAUGAAUGGAAAGUCUCUUGAUGGCAAGCCGAUCAAAGUGGAGCAGGCAACGAAGCCCCAGUUUGAGAGCGCCGGGAGACGAGGCCCUCCGCUAAUGCACUCCCGCAGUCGAGGUCCCCCCAGAGGACCCCGUGGUUCCAGGGGAGGUCCAGGUGGCAUGAGAGGCCCGCCAUCCAGAGACUACUAUGACUCAGACCCAGAACCCUUCUUUAAGGGGAUGUCAUCCAGGGGUCCCCCUCCGUUGAAGAGAGGCCCUCCGGUUCGUAAUGGAGGUCCCCCGCCCAAGAGGUCUGCCCCCUCUGGUCCCAUGAGCAGAACCCCCAUGUCACGGGACAGAGAUCCCUAUGGUCCACCCCCUCCUCGCAGGGACUCCAUGUCAAGGAGGGAUGAUUAUCCUUCACCCAGAGACGACCAUUACAACUCCAAAGAUGGCUACUCCAGUCGGGAUUAUAAUUCCAGAGACUCGAGGGACUACGGACCUCCCCAAAGAGAUUAUUCAUACAGAGAAUACUCCAACUCCAGUUCCCGCGAUGACUACGGCUCAAUGUCGAGGGGAUACAGUGACCGGGACAGUUAUGGUGGAGGCCGGGAACCCAGAAACUACGUGGACCGAUCGAGCGGUGGCUCUUACAGAGACUCGUAUGACGGUUACGGUAACUCUCGCAGCGCCCCACCUUCACGGGGCCCCCCACCAUCCUAUGGUGGGAGCGGUGGAAGCAGUCGUUACGAUGACUAUGGCAGCAGCUCCCGGGAUGGCUAUGGCAGUCGUGACAGUUUCCCCAGCAGUCGGAGUGACCCAUACCCACCUAGCCGUGGCGAGCGAAUGGGCAGGCAGGAGAGGGGCCCGGCUCCCCCUGUCGAGAGAGGCUACCCUCCUCGCGAUUCGUACAGCAGCUCAAGUCGCGGAGGGCCACGUGGCGGGCGAGGCGGCAAUCGGCCCGAUAGAGGGAUGGCUCGCAGCAGAUACUGAAACUGGACUUGGAAAAACACGUUCAAGCAAACCGUGGUCUCGGUGCACCGCUAACGAGUGUUGUGGAAGAGAUCUGACAACCAGACAAGUUAGCCAUGUCUAAAUCUGUGGAAAAAUGAAGCUUAGCUCUGACCUGUAUCCUAACUUUUCCAGUUUUUUUUAUGUGUAAAAGUAAUUAAUUUUUUUUUUUUUUUUAAGUAUUCCUCUUGGUCGUGUAACCGUACAGUUACCAAGUGAGUGUUAGUUUUUGUACAUUCAGUGCUGUUGGAAUCUGCAAUGCCCUUUCAGUCUGGCUUUCCUACUCUAAUAAAGCUUUUAGUUGUACCUUGACCACUGCUCGUCGAUUUUCCAAAGAGGACCAAAGACCGUGACAUGAAUGUAAAGUUCCAUCAUGACCUUGUUUACAUUGCUCUCUGCAGAGCAUAGGUGAGUCUCUGCCCAGGCUUUAAAGUUCGCGGACUUCAGUCCCUACCUAACCCCAAAUGUGCCAUCGACUGGACGGUACUGUUUGUCAAGGGUUAGGCAAAUGUUACUGUCGAAAUGUUCCAAUGUAGUUCCCUUGGAAAUGGAUCCGUCACCCUAGAGCCACUCGAUGGCACGACAAAACCAAAGGCAACAGCAACAACCAAAUGCAGCUCGACUGGUAGUCAACAGCUGGUAAGCAAAGCAAACCUCUUUGUUUCUCAUCUGUAAAAUGAGUUUCUUUGUCCUGUGUUGCAAUCUCCCCACAAAGGGUGGUACUCAAGACAACAAGACGCCUUGCAAGACCGAAAAAGGGUCACCUGAAUAUUUUUUUUUUUCAUUGUAGUCUGUUUCACCAGCUAACAUUGUCAAAAGUGCAGCAACAUCCCAAGAAGUUCCGUCCCUUUUCAGCAAUGAAAGUUUAACCACCAGUUUGCCCGCUGUGCCCUCACAAUGACCUUUUUUGACCAACCGUGGAGCUCAGUAAAAUUGUCACGUGCAUUUUUAAACUACUUAUUAAAGAUGACCCGGGUAUCCAUAAGGACUGCCCUGGUGAAACUUGAAAGCCAUUUUUUUUCUUUUAAAUUAAAAGCCAUUUUCUCGGUACCUUUUCCACGAGCAUGGGAAUCGAAACAACGGAGACUUCUGGAUGAACAACGACGUCCUAACCGGAAACUAUCGCAAACAAAGUGAACAUUCGCAGUCUGACCAAGGCCAAAAAAAAUGGAAUUACCAGAUGUUUUAUUAAUACAUGAUUAAGAGAAGGGCAACAUGUUAAUUGCGUGUUUUCGUUGCAGGAUGAGUACCCCCACCCGUCCAAGGCAACUGCUCUUGCAACUUAACCGAAUUCUCUCCUGGAGAUGUUGGACCAAUCAGACCUCCGUGCGCCGGUCCGGUGGCCCGGAAACUGGUUUCUGUCGAGCUGGUGGAAUCGGGGCUUCGAGUGGGAGCGCGUGUUGACAGUCGGACGGACGCAAGCCCAGGAAUCGCUCAGAUCAACGUGUUUGGUGUUUUUAAUAAAGACGUUAAAGAAC
This is a messenger RNA of Gasterosteus aculeatus aculeatus (three-spined stickleback), 2986 nucleotides long. RefSeq names its product RNA binding motif protein X-linked (gene rbmx). The record is from RefSeq and is a predicted model, not a curated record. Gene Ontology annotation, molecular function: RNA binding. Lineage: Eukaryota; Metazoa; Chordata; Actinopteri; Perciformes; Gasterosteidae.